AUGGGCAAGAGCAAAAUAGACCAGCCAGAUGCUGGGCUCAAGAGUCUGAAUCACUAUUCGCGCCAAUUACCACUCUGGCGCUAUUGGCCACGACAGAAGCUCAUCCCACUGAUCCGAUAUGAGACGCCAUAUCUGGCCUGGGUGCAGGAGAAAGUGCGCACGCCGGCACUCGACUCAUAUUUCGCGUUCACGGCCAACCUCGGCACACACACGUUUUUCAUGGUCUUCUUGCCCUUCCUCUUCUGGUGUGGUUCUCCUAGCAUUGGUCGCGGAUUGGUACACAUCUUAGCAUCAGGCGUCUUUUGGAGCGGCUUCCUGAAGGACUUAUUGUGUCUUCCACGGCCUCUGUCUCCCCCGCUACAGCGAAUUACAAUGUCUGGCUCUGCAGCCCUAGAAUAUGGUUUCCCCUCGACACAUUCGACAAACGCAGUUUCAGUUGCGGUUUAUGCCUUGGGCUUGCUUAGUUCGCCCGAUUCAACUCUCAGCGCGCAAGUCACCCUUGUGCUCCAAGCAGUCACCUAUAUCUAUGUUGUGUCCAUCGUAGUGGGCCGACUAUACUGUGGCAUGCAUGGAAUGCUAGACUGUAUCGUCGGGUGCGUCAUGGGCGCUGCGAUCGGCCUCGUGCAGUUCCAUUAUGGACCUGUCUUCGAGGAUUAUCUCUUAUCCACCUCCUUGAUGGGAAUCUCUCUUCUGGCGAUUCUGAUCAUAGGUCUUGUCCGCAUCCACCCAGAGCCGGCGGAUGAUUGUCCGUGUUUCGACGAUAGUGUUGCCUUUGCAGGAGUUAUGUUAGGCGUGGAUGUGUCGUCAUGGCACUUCGCCGAUGUCUGGACCGGUUAUCCUCCCGGGUCAAUUCCUUACGACCUUGACAAGGUGGGCUGGAUCAAAACGGGUCUCCGCCUGGUAGUGGGUGUGGCAUGUAUCUUUGCUUGGAGGACUGUGAUGAAGCCUGCUUUGUUGCGCAUCCUCCCACCUAUUUUCCGGACCUUGGAGAAGCUCGGCCUUCUUUUACCUCGGCGGUUCUUCACCACUGCUUCGGAAUACACCACCGUUCCAACUAACCUGAAGGACCAUGACGUUAUCCCUAACUUCUCUGACUUUUCAAACAUCAUCACCACGAUGCGCCAUCCGCGCCGCCGAGCCGUAUCCAUUGGGCCUCAGUCCGAGGCCGACGCUUAUGAGACCCUGGCGUACCGCGAAAAGCGUCGACGUGAGAGCCAGUCUGGCAAUCGUGCUUCGCCAGUGAUAGAAGGCCAGGUUCAGGUCAACGGAUCGCCUCUGCCGUCGAGAAAGACGACUAGGCUGGAUGAGUAUGAAGACAUGAUGGGCAGAGGCAGUCCCAGAUCGACCGCAGUGGAUGUAAACUCCGAUAUACAGACAAUACCUUUCCCUUCGCUAGACGCCGACGCUGGAAGGCGGGAUGAGAAGGAAGUGUUCUCCCAGAUCAAGAAGCCUCGCGUGCGGUACGACGUCGAGGUGGUGACUAAACUGGUUGUGUAUGCGGGUAUCCCAUGGGUGGUCAUCGAAGUCGCGCCUUUGUUAUUCGACCGAAUCGGACUUGGAAACCGAUAA
Molecule: messenger RNA, 1569 nt
Organism: Penicillium bovifimosum
Lineage: Eukaryota; Fungi; Ascomycota; Eurotiomycetes; Eurotiales; Aspergillaceae
Product: phosphatase PAP2 family protein
Exons: 5
Coding region: 1-1569 (522 amino acids)
Cellular component (GO): endoplasmic reticulum membrane
Molecular function (GO): sphingosine-1-phosphate phosphatase activity
Source: RefSeq, a predicted model, not a curated record